This is a messenger RNA of Paramecium sonneborni, 297 nucleotides long. The record is from the annotation of a GenBank genome assembly. Lineage: Eukaryota; Ciliophora; Oligohymenophorea; Peniculida; Parameciidae.
AUGUAAUGCAAAUAUAACAGCACAGAUACUUCGAUAGAUGAAGUGUCUUAUGAAGACGAACCAAGUAUUUCAUAAGUAAAAGAAUUUAGAGAAACAUUUUUCAUUAAUAGAUUGAAUACUGAAAAAAAGGAAUCUAGAAAAGUUAGUUUCAAUGAAUUAGAAGUUGUUCUCAUAUUUGAAGAAUCUGAUCCACCAGUUAUGGUGAGUGAAGAUUUGAUUCUCUAUUAGAAGAAAACAGGAACAAAACUUAAACUCUCUAGAUAUCCAACUAAUUCAAUAUUGAAAAAAGGAUUAUGA